Molecule: messenger RNA, 1497 nt
Organism: Miscanthus lutarioriparius
Lineage: Eukaryota; Viridiplantae; Streptophyta; Magnoliopsida; Poales; Poaceae
Source: the annotation of a GenBank genome assembly
AUGGUGUCGCCGACGGAGCCGCCGGCCGAGACGACGACGGUGUUCCGCUCGACGCUUCCCGACAUCGCCAUCCCGGACCACCUCCCGCUCCACGACUACGUCCUGGAGCGCCUGACGGAGCGCCGCGACCGCGCGUGCCUCAUCGACGGCGCCACGGGCGAGACGCUCACGUUCGGCGACGUGGACCGCCUGUUGCGCCGCGUCGCGGCCGGGAUGCGCGCCACCCUCGGCGUCCGCAGCGGGGGCACGGCGGCGGCCUCCGGUGCCACCGUCGUCAUCACCGAGCUGGCGUUCGUCGGCAAGGUGCGGGGGCUCGCCGGCGUCACCGUCGUCGCAACGGGCGACGGCGCCGAGGGCUGCGUCUCGUUUUCCGACCUCGCCUCUGCCCGAGGCGGCCAUCGACGUGGUCGCGCUGCCGUACUCGUCCGGCACGACGGGGCUGCCCAAGGGGUGAUGCUGUCGCACCGCGGGCUGGUGACCAGCGUGGCGCAGCUCGUGGACGGCGACAACCCGAACCUCCACUUCCGGGAGGACGACGUCGUGCUCUGCGUGCUGCCCAUGUUCCACGUGUACUCGCUGCACUCCAUCCUGCUGUGCGGGAUGCGCGCCGGCGCCGCGCUCGUGAUCAUGAAGCGCUUCGACACCCUCCGCAUGUUCGAGCUGGUGAAGCGGCACCGCAUCACCAUCGUCCCGCUCGUGCUGCCCAUCGCCGUGGAGAUGGCCAAGAGCGACGCCAUCGACAGCCACGACCUCUCCUCGGUGCGCAUGGUCAUCUCGGGGGCCGCGCCCAUGGGCAAGGAGCUGCAGGACAUGCUGCGCGCCAAGCUCCCUCGCGCCGUGCUCGGACAGGGCUAUGGGAUGACAGAGGCAGGCCCGGUGCUCUCAAUGUGCAUGGCGUUUGCCAAGGAGCCGUUGCCGGUGAAGUCCGGCGCCUGCGGCACGGUGGUGAGGAAUGCCGAGCUCAAGAUCAUCGACCCGGAGACCGGGCUGUCCCUCCCCCGCAACCAGCCCGGGGAGAUUUGCAUCAGGGGCAAGCAGUUGAUGAAAGGGUACCUCAACAACCCGGAGGCCACGGCGAAUACCAUCGACUCGGAGGGGUGGCUGCACACCGGAGACAUCGGGUACGUCGACGACGACGACGAGAUCUUCAUCGUCGACCGGCUCAAGGAGCUCAUCAAGUACAAGGGGUUCCAAGUCGCUCCGGCGGAGCUCGAGGCCAUGCUCAUCGCCCACCCCAGCAUCGCCGACGCCGCCGCCGUCCCACUGAAGGAUGACUCCUGCGGCGAGAUCCCGGUGGCGUUCGUCGUGACCUCCGGUGGCUCUGAGAUCACCGAGGACGAGAUCAAACAGUACGUGGCGAAACAGGUGGUGUUCUACAAGAGGCUGCACAAGAUCUUCUUCGUGGAGGCUAUCCUGAAGGCGCCAUCUGGCAAGAUUUUGAGGAAGGAUCUGAGAGCAAAGCUGGCGUCUGGAUUUUCCAACGGAUCAUCGUGUUGA